Melampsora larici-populina 98AG31 is the source of this 249-nucleotide messenger RNA. RefSeq lists its product as uncharacterized. The transcript has 2 exons. The record is from RefSeq and is a predicted model, not a curated record. NCBI's taxonomy places the organism in Eukaryota, Fungi, Basidiomycota, Pucciniomycetes, Pucciniales, Melampsoraceae. The coding region runs from base 1 to 249 and encodes 82 amino acids.
AUGAGUGCAGUGUUCAACAGAACUGCCGAAAAUGGUGGACUGGAGACUUUAGUUCCAACCACUUCGAUUUUUACGCUUUUGGAUGAGUUCAUCUUACCUCAGGCAUCGAACUCCACCGGUCCCGCUUAUCUGUCCGGAGCUUCAAACAUUGCUAUCCAAGAUGCAUGUGGGAGAAAGCGUAUCGUAGAUCACUUGUACGCCUUGGCUCUGUCUGCAUUGGCUGACGAAGAUGAUAAGGGGUUCGACUGA